This is a messenger RNA of Recurvomyces mirabilis, 810 nucleotides long. RefSeq lists its product as uncharacterized. Bases 1 to 810 code for a protein of 269 amino acids. The transcript has 2 exons. The record is from RefSeq and is a predicted model, not a curated record. Lineage: Eukaryota; Fungi; Ascomycota; Dothideomycetes; Mycosphaerellales; Teratosphaeriaceae.
AUGACCCGGCAAACCCCAUCCACCCUCCCGUCUCAACCCCUGAGUCCAGAAACCUCGCACCCGCGCCACCCCCUCUACCCCACCCCGUCUGGAAUCAACGUGAGUCUCCAUCCCACCUCGAUCCCUUGGUACGACUGGCCUUCAAUCCAAACUAUGCUGGUCGAGUCCAAUCUGAUACGCCAACAUCUCCGCGCCAUCCAGGAGAACAUCCAACUGGACCGCGAAAGACGGGAGCAAAUCGAGCGAUUUCGUCCGGAGCGUGAGCGGAGAGAGAGGGAGGCGAAUUGUCAGCCUUUUGAUCUCUUGCCGGAGGAGGAGAUGAGGGAGUGGAGGGCUCAGGGGUUGGGUUUGAGUUCGAGUUCGGGAUUGGGUUCUGGUUUCUGGAUGGCUUGUGAGAGGGAGAGGAUUGCAGUUGAGCAGGUCGCUUUCCGUCGUACUCCUGGGGCGCCUCGAAGACGUGGUCAAGACGAACAGCGCAGUCGGUCUGCUGUUCAUCUUGGUGUCGGAUCGUUCAUCAACGGCCACUUUGUCCCGGGGCCUUCGGGAUCAGAUUCUGAUACGAUGCUCUGGGACGCUCCGGCUGCAGAUGACUCGCCGUCGUCAUCGUCGUCGUCGCUCGCGGCUUCGGACAGUGGUAAUGAAGCUGAUGACGAAGCUGAGGAUGAAGCUGCUGCUGAUGUUGAUGCAGGUGCUUGGGACGCUUGUGAGCUUUGUGGGGUCACUGGGCGGUUUAAUAUCCAGACCCGUCAUGGUCGGAUUGCUUGUGUGAGGUGUGCGAUGAGGGGGAGUGGAUUGCCGAGAAGACGGUAG